GAGCUCCUCGGUGUCUCUCAUUGUUAUGCCGCCUUUGUCAUCUCCAGGGGAAGAGGCUCAAGAUGGAUGAAUGGGAUGCUGCUGGGGCAAGGGCCCAUGGGAAUUUUGUUGGGAGUGGAGAGAGCAUCAAGUGAUCCAAAUUACUGAAGGGACAGAGGCCGUUUCUGAGUGGUGACUUUGGACCUGCAGAAGAAGGCCAAGUGUCCUCCUAUGUACUGGAAGUGCUCCUUCUGACUGAGGGACUCUCAGUAAAAGGAAAUAGGUCAAGGGCAGCUUUUGCAUUCCACUCACAAGGCACCACAAUUUGAGAUGAGGAAUUCAGAAGAGCAAACAGCUACGACAGUUUUACAGCGUCUGCUGCAGGAGCAGCUCAGAUACGGAAACCCAAAUGACAACCGUAACCUUCUUGCCUUACAUCAACAAGCCACAGGAAAUGCACCCCCUUUCAACAGCAGUGGGAGUCCAGUGUCUCAGAAUGACGGGCUGAGCUCCCAGGACCAUCAGCUUGUGACUCAUGCUGCCCGACAAGAGCCCCAGGGCCAGGAGAUUCAGGUGGACAACAGCAUCAUGGAGAAGCAGCUCUCUCCAAGACUUCAGAACAGCGAAGACCUCCCUACGUAUGAGGAAGCCAAAGUCCAGUCACAGUAUUUCAGGGGCCAGCAGCAUGCCAGUGUUGGGGCAGCAUUUUAUGUAACAGGGGUAACCAAUCAAAAGAUGAGGACUGAAGGGCGGCCCACAGUUCAGCGAGUGAGCCCUGGGAAGGUCCAUCAGGAUGAAGGACUCAAGGACCUCAAGCAAGGGCAUGUUCGCUCACUGAGUGAAAGGCUGAUGCAGCUGUCCUUGGCCACCAGUGGUGUCAAGGCCCACGCACCUGUCACAAGUGCUCCUCUGUCUCCGCUCUCUUCUCUUUCUUCUCAGCAGCAGAAUGACCCAUACAAGAACUCCAAUUCCAAUGAUUUCUACAAAAACUCAGUGCAGACGCCUCCCCAGCCAAACAUGAAAGGGAUGGAGCACAGGGGUCCUCCACCAGAGUACCCAUAUAAAAGUAUGUCCACCCCACCCGUGAACUGCAAACCUCAGGACCCUGGACAUUUCUAUGGUGAUCACCGUAUGAGCCAGCAGGGGAGAUCUGAUGGGCCUAUGAUGAGAUAUCAGCAUCCUCCUGAGUAUGGCUCUAUCAGGCUAAACCCCGAUGUACAGAUGCAGUUACAGCAGAGGCCACCUCACCAUCACAGCCCAACUUCCUCCUUAACGUCCUUGGGAUCUUUGACCUUACUACAGUCUCCACCACCAUCCAGACUGUCUCCUUCUCAGCAUCAGCAACCCCUUACUUCAAACCAGGGAGACUCAGGCCUUCUACCACGGACCCAGCCACCAUUCAUGUCAAAUCAGGUCCAUCAGGGAGAUCUUUAUCGACUAUGUCAACCUAUUCUAGGCCAGCAGCAGCAACAAGGAGAUUCCUACUCACUAAUGUCAAGAGCUCAGCAGAUUCCUUCUCCUUAUCAGCAGAUGCAAGUGGAUCCUUUUGCCAUUGUUUCCAGGGCCCAGCAGAUGGUGGAGAUCCUGUCAGAGGAGAACCGAUCCUUACGGCAGGAGUUGGAUGGGUGCUAUGAGAAGGUAGCAAGGUUACAGAAGCUGGAAACAGAAAUUCAGCAAGUUUCAGAGGCCUACAAAAACCUAGAAAAGUCCUCCUCUAAGCGGGAUGCCUUGGAAAAGGCCAUGCGAAACAAGCUGGAAGGAGAAAUCCGUAGGCUUCACGAUUUCAACAGGGACCUGAGAGAGCGUAUGGAGACGGCCAACAAGCAGCUUGCAGAGAAGGAAUUUGAGGGGUCUGAAGACAAUCGGAAAACCAUCUCUCAACUCUUUGCACAGAAUAAAGAAACACAGAGGGAGAAGGAAAAACUGGAGAUUGAACUAGCUGCUGCACGCUCCACUAAUGAGGAUCAGCGGAGGCACAUUGAGAUUCGAGACCAGGCCCUAAACAACGCGCAGGCCAAGGUGGUGAAACUGGAGGAAGAGCUGAAAAAGAAGCAAGUUUAUGUGGAGAAGGUGGAGAAGAUGCAGCAGGCCUUGGUGCAGCUGCAGGCAGCUUGUGAGAAACGGGAGCAGCUGGAACACCGGCUCCGAACUCGCCUGGAGAGAGAGCUGGAAUCUCUCCGGAUGCAGCAGCGUCAAGGCACAUCUCAGACAGCCAACGUCUCAGAGUAUAAUGCAGCAGCACUUAUGGAACUCCUGCGUGAAAAAGAGGAACGAAUUCUCGCUUUGGAAGCCGACAUGACUAAAUGGGAACAGAAAUACCUUGAGGAAAGCGUGAUGAGACAGUUUGCUUUGGAUGCAGCAGCAACUGUGGCUGCUCAGAGGGACACAACUGUGAUCAGCCACUCGCCUAAUGCUAGCUAUGACACUUCCCUGGAAGCUCGCAUUCAGAAGGAAGAAGAGGAGAUCCUGCUGGCUAACAGGAGGUGUCUUGAUAUGGAGGGCAGGAUAAAAACACUCCAUGCUCAAAUCAUUGAAAAGGAUGCCAUGAUUAAAGUCCUUCAGCAACGUUCUCGGAAAGAGACCAGUAAAACAGACCAGCUCUCCUCGAUGAGACCAGCCAAGUCCCUCAUGUCAAUUUCCAAUGCUGGAUCAGGUCUACUGUCCCACUCUUCAACGCUGAGCAGCACUCCCAUAUUGGAAGAGAAGAGAGAGGAUAAAAGCUGGAAAGGCAGUUUAGGUGUUCUGCUGGGAACAGAAUACCGCUCGGAGUCCAUUCCUUCAACCCCCUCGCCCGUCCUCCCCUCCACCCCACUGCUGUCUGCGCACUCGAAAACAGGCAGCCGAGACUGCAGCACUCAGACAGACAGGGGGAGCGACCAAAACAAAGCUGCUUCUUCCACCAUGGCCCCUCCUCAGGGGCGACUCCCUAGCACCAGCCUGGCCUACAGUUCAGACAAAACAGAUGGGCCAGUUUUCCACUCCAGCACUCUUGAAAGAAAAACCCCAAUUCAAAGCCUGGGGCAGGACCUCACUGAUGCCGAAAUGGUGGAAUACCUCAUCUGAAAGGCAGACCGUGCAUUGGCGCUGGGACACAAUAGCAAGAUUUUUUUUUUUUUUUAAAAGACAUUUUUUAUUAAAAGGGGGAGGGGGGAAAUCUUGUACCUGAGUAAUAAAAGGACCGCUCAGUUUUUCGCUCUUGUAUAUUAUGUCUCAAAAGUGUGGACAGGUUAAUUUAUAAUUUGUUCUAAAUUAUAAAAUACUUGUUCUUUGAAAGUUCCUUCCAUUCUUUUAAAAAAUACUGGAUCUAGUAAUAUCCCUCCCCUUUUUAAAAUACUGGAUCUGGUAACUGGAGAAAAACCAAGGUCUUAAAUGCACUAAAUUUUAUUUUUAAUUUCAGUAUUUUUUAAAUCUUGUGGGGGUUUUUUUAAGUACUUAUUUCACAGCAGUUGGUUAAUUGUUUAGCUUGAAUGCAACAAGAUGGAUGUAAUGACUUGACAAGUGUGUUCGACACCAGAUCACACAAUGACAUUGUAAAAACCAGAACUAGUUUGUGGUGCUUUGUUGUGUGUCACAACUUCAGAACGCAGGUAUUUUUGAGUUGCCUAGGGAGAUGUCUCUCUAUUGCCCUCAGUGGUAAGAAGUCAUCAUGGCUAUUCCGUACUCCAGGGCUGGGAAGAUUCAGUUUGUGUGCCCGCACCAAAACAUUUUUGUACUCUCUUAAUCCCAUUUUUAAUAGCUCUAGUUUUUAAAAUGUCAAAUAUGGCAUUUAAUCUAUGUCAGAGGACUCCCUGUAUUAUCAGACAUGAAUACUGCAGAGUGAUUUAUGCAGUGGAUAAUACAAUGAAUAUUAGCAACUCAGUGUACUGCAUUAAACCUCUAUGGAGAUCUUUUCUUAUGGCAGUCUUUCUUCUGUUCCAAAUCCCUUUCCAGUUGGUCUGUCUCUCCUUCCAUCAGGUAAUAAAUUCCCUUUCAUCCAGGGAAACUGCAGCUAGGGUCUCACCCAAGGUUAAAGCUCCAGUAUGUUAUUGCCAAAAGUUUUACAUUUCAAAUAUUGCCUUCCCCCACCUAAUGGGGAAAAAGCAAGAGUUUUUUGUAUUCUCAAGUAUUGUAAAAUGUUGCACGUUUCCUGCUAGUUUCUAGUCAGUUUCACUUCCCAGUUGAAAUUGCAAAAGUUCUUGGCACUAGGGUCACAAGUGCUGCAGAGGUACAGUUAAACUUGGAAAACAUUUUGGAGGGUUUUU
Molecule: messenger RNA, 4220 nt
Organism: Gavialis gangeticus (Gharial)
Lineage: Eukaryota; Metazoa; Chordata; Crocodylia; Gavialidae
Gene: AMOT
Product: angiomotin
Exons: 13
Coding region: 310-3042 (910 amino acids)
Biological process (GO): establishment of cell polarity involved in ameboidal cell migration; hippo signaling; actin cytoskeleton organization
Cellular component (GO): bicellular tight junction; plasma membrane; lamellipodium
Molecular function (GO): signaling receptor activity
Source: RefSeq, a predicted model, not a curated record